This is a messenger RNA of Owenia fusiformis, 705 nucleotides long. The record is from the annotation of a GenBank genome assembly. Lineage: Eukaryota; Metazoa; Annelida; Polychaeta; Sabellida; Oweniidae.
UUCCCUUCAUUCUGAUGAGUGGAAUGAAAUGUUUCCCACCUCCUUCCCUGUUGAACCACCUUGCAUGUCCCCACUGACUGAGUAUAUUUCCCUUCAUUCUGAUGAGUGGAAUGAAAUGUUUCCCACCUCCUUCCCUGUUGAACCACCUUGCAUGUCCCCACUGACUGAGUAUAUUUCCCUUCAUUCUGAUGAGUGGAAUGAAAUGUUUCCCACCUCCUUCCCUGUUGAACCACCUUGCAUGUCCCCACUGACUGAGUAUAUUUCCCUUCUUUCUGAUGAGUGGAAUGAAAUGUUUCCCACCUCCUUCCCUGUUGAACCACCUUGCAUGUCCCCACUGACUGAGUAUAUUUCCCUUCUUUCUGAUGAGUGGAAUGAAACGUUUCCCACCUCCUUCCCUGUUGAACCACCUUGCAUGUCCCCACUGACUGAGUAUAUUUCCCUUCAUUCUGAUGAGUGGAAUGAAAUGUUUCCCACCUCCUUCCCUGUUGAACCACCUUGCAUGUCCCCACUGACUGAGUAUAUUUCCCUUCUUUCUGAUGAGUGGAAUGAAAUGUUUCCCACCUCCUUCCCUGUUGAACCACCUUGCAUGUCCCCACUGACUGAGUAUAUUUCCCUCUUUCUGAUGAGUGGAAUGAAAUGUUUCCCACUUCCAUCCCCAUCGAACCACCUUGCAUGUUACUGUUGACUUCCCCUUUUCCUGACGUA